Molecule: messenger RNA, 783 nt
Organism: Trypanosoma rangeli
Lineage: Eukaryota; Euglenozoa; Kinetoplastea; Trypanosomatida; Trypanosomatidae
Product: putative 3-Beta-hydroxysteroid-delta(8), delta(7)-isomerase
Exons: 1
Coding region: 1-783 (260 amino acids)
Biological process (GO): sterol biosynthetic process
Cellular component (GO): membrane; endoplasmic reticulum
Molecular function (GO): C-8 sterol isomerase activity; cholestenol delta-isomerase activity; steroid Delta-isomerase activity
Source: RefSeq, a predicted model, not a curated record
AUGUUUUUGGAAAUUUUUGUGGACCCGUUUGUCUGCUUCUGUGUUGCAUGCGUCGCCGCGCCGCUUAUUGUGGCGCGUGAACGUCUCACGUACGCGUAUGUCGUUGGGUAUUUGACGGAGCCGGCGAUGUUGUUUGCCGCGGCGCUGCUUGUCCUCGUCGUCGCCGAGACGCACGUUGUGCGCUGGAGGCGGAAUACCCCGCCGUUGCGUACUUUCCAUGAGCGGAUGCGGGCCCGGUGGUACCUUCUCAACGGUGUGGUGAUUCACAUCCUCAUGGACGGCCUCGUUGGGGUCUUUAAGGCGAGCACGCUACUUAGCAGAAACUACGCGAAAAUUGACAAGCGGUACGGCGCAAGGCUGGGCAGCUUUGAGGGGUCUGCGGUGCAUGUCAUUUCCCUCAUGGAGCUGUGCGUGAAGGGGCCGCUAUGCAUCCUGCUGUACAGGGCCUACCAAACCCGUAGUCCCCACCGUGACGCACUGGAGUUCCUCUCCUGUGUGACGCAGGCGUACGGCACAGUGGUGUACCUCGGGCAGGAAGUGAUCAGCGGCAUGCCGCACCUUGACGUUGACCACAACUUGGAGUUCACGCCGCACUACCUCUUGUACUUUUGGUUUGCCAUCGUCUUUGGAUGUGUUUUAUAUCUUGUCAUCCCCUGCUUGUGGGGGUGGGAGGCUUACAUGCGCCUCGUGGCGGCAUCCGCGCGCACCGCGCUAAAGAUACGGCCCGCGCAGUCCGCCCAUUCUUCUUCCCCAGCGGCGAAGCUGAAGGUGACAAAGUGGUAG